Cicer arietinum (chickpea) is the source of this 770-nucleotide messenger RNA. RefSeq lists its product as uncharacterized. NCBI's taxonomy places the organism in Eukaryota, Viridiplantae, Streptophyta, Magnoliopsida, Fabales, Fabaceae. The record is from RefSeq and is a predicted model, not a curated record.
AUUAAUUAAUUAAGUGAAUCUCCUUGUUCCAACAACGCCGCUCCAAGUAGCAGCAGCGUUUCUGAAGCGAGAAUGGGCACAAGAGAGGUGUACGAAGAGAAGCUGAGGAAUGGAAAUCUCCACCACGAUCCAACCAUCAACCCUGGCCUUGGUUCCGCACGUUGCCCUCGUUGUCUCUCCCUUCUAAACCCUAAUUCCGAAAGAGGUGAAUGGACUAUUACUCCCGUCUUGCAUGGUGCCACUGCCGUCGCUGGCUCGGGGAUUGGUGGAAUGCUUAGUGCAGUUCAUGGUUUGAAUAAAGGGUUACCAUAUCUUCAAAAUCGUCUGAAAGGACCGAAGUGGAUGCCAUUUGUGGCUGGGAUCCCUCCAUUGUUGAUAUUUUCAGGAGCGAGUGCUGCUUUUGGAGGUUAUGUGCUACCACAGUUCGCCCAACUAACCAUGACAUCCUAUUAUGCCAGCUCGAGUGCCUCACAUUAUGGAAUCUCCCUUCUCACCAGGCAUAUUGAAGAGAACUACAAAUCUAACACUCAGCAUCUCAAGAGUCUCUGAUAAUGAUCCCUUUCAGGUGUAAUAAUUGCAAGGAUGGCAAAUUACCCUUUGGAAAUUUUGUUUACGUUAUUUUUUAUCUGUGUUUAGAUGUACCGUCUUGUGGAUGGUUAAGAAUUCCGAGGUCUAAAUUCUGUUUUUGUUACUCCAUCUGGUAAUGAUUAUAGUGUAAAUAAUGAUUUAUAAUUUGCUUUUAAGCUGCAGUAACCCUUUUUUUUUAGUUA